Molecule: messenger RNA, 2172 nt
Organism: Triticum dicoccoides
Lineage: Eukaryota; Viridiplantae; Streptophyta; Magnoliopsida; Poales; Poaceae
Product: probable leucine-rich repeat receptor-like protein kinase At1g35710
Exons: 1
Coding region: 1-2172 (723 amino acids)
Molecular function (GO): protein binding
Source: RefSeq, a predicted model, not a curated record
AUGGCCGCUCUAUCCAUGUCUGUCCGUAUUCCCAUCUUCCUGUUAGUUAUACUCACGGCCGUAUCCGCUUCUUCUCCUAGUUCGACCAAUGGCAAUGGUAGUGACACCGAUCUCGCCGCGCUGCUCGCUUUCAAAGCCCAGCUCACUGACCCUCACAACAUCCUUGCCCGCAACUGGACCAUCAACACCUCUUUCUGCCACUGGAUUGGCGUCUCGUGUAGCCGGCGUAGACAACGUGUCACUGCUCUAGCAUUGGGGGAUACACCUCUCGUUGGAUCUGUGGCACCUCAAGUUGGUAACCUCUCUUUCCUCUCCAUCCUUAACCUCACCCGCACUAAUCUUACAGGCUCCAUUCCAGCCGAACUUGGUAGGCUACAUCGUCUUAAGUAUCUCGAUCUUAGAAGAAAUAGCCUAUCAGACGCCAUACCUGCUACCCUUGGAAACCUCACAAGGCUCGUGUCCCUUCGUCUAGGUUACAACCAACUCUCGGGCCAGAUCCCUCCCGAGAUGCUGCUUCACAUGCAAAGCCUUGGGGAAAUUCAUCUGUUCGGAAAUUACUUGAGUGGCGAAAUACCACCGUCUUUGUUCAACAACACGCCUUCCAUGACGUUCAUCAACUUUGGAAAUAACAACCUGUCAGGUCCUAUACCACAAACCAUUGCAUCUCUAUCCAUUCUUUGGGUCUUGAAUCUAGAGUUAAAUCAACUCUCAGGCCUAGUGCCGCAAGCCAUGUACAACAUGUCUAGGUUGCAAGCGUUUUCACUAUUGAGCAACAGUAAUCUAUAUGGAACUAUUCCCAGCAAUCAAAGUUUUAUUCUCCCAAAGUUGAAGUUUCUUAAUCUAUACAAUAACAAAUUUACUGGUCGGAUUCCAUCCGGGCUUGCAUCUUGCAAGCACCUACAAAUACUUACUUUGUCGAGAAAUUAUUUUGUGGAUGUUGUACCAACAUGGUUAGCCAGAUUGCCACACCUCAAAGAACUUUCCUUGGGUUUUAACAAUCUUACUGGCUCAAUCCCAACUGGUCUAAGCAAUCUUACUGGUCUUACUUCACUAGAGAUGUCCUACAGCAACCUCAAAGGGGAGAUUCCAUCGGAAUUAGGUCUACUGCAGGAACUCUCAUAUUUGUAUCUUGGACUCAAUCAGUUGACAGGUAAAAUCCCAACUUCCCUUGGUAAUUUAUCCAAAUUGUCAUUCCUAGCUUUGAAUUACAAUCAACUGUCCGGCCAAGUACCAACAACACUUGGAAAUGGUGCAGCUUUGAACUAUCUUGAUUUGUCGCAAAACAAUUUAGAGGGGAAUCUAGACUUCUUGUCAGCUCUUUCCAAGUGCCAACAACUCCAAAGUCUUGGUAUAAACGACAAUUAUUUCACGGGCGUCCUCUCUGGCCAUGUGGGAAACCUCAGCUCACAAUUACAAACUUUAGCUGCAGGUUACAACAAGUUAACAGGCGGCCUUCCCGUAGAAAUUUCAAACAUAAGCAGUCUCGAAUCAAUAGAUCUUUCUAGCAACCAAUUCACCGGGCCCAUCCCAGAAUCCAUCGCUAUGUUAGAAAAUCUUGUGUGGCUUAGUCUCCCCAACAAUGAAAUGUUAGGUCCUAUGCCAACACAAAUGGGUAUGCUUCAGAGUCUAGAACGGUUGUUUCUCCAAUCAAACAAAUUAUCAGGCUCUAUACCAAGCAGCUUUGGUAAUCUCAGUUCGUUAGAACGCAUCGACUUGUCUAGUAACCAGGUAACUUCAGAGAUACCAUCAAGCCUUUUCCAGCUAGAUAAGCUUAUCCAACUAGAUAUUUCUCGCAAUUCCUUUGCGGGUGCACUACCAGUCGAUGUUUCUGGUCUAAGUCAAACUUAUCAAUUAGACUUUUCUUCCAACUUAUUGAUAGGGAGCAUCCCAAAAUCAUUUGGAGAACUUAUUAUGCUGACAUACCUCAAUCUAUCACAUAACUCCUUUAGAGACUCAAUUCCUGACCAAUUGGAAAAUUUAACAAGCUUAGAUUCGCUAGACCUCUCAUCUAACAAUAUCUCAGGUACCAUUCCCAUGUUCUUUGUGUUGGGGCUGGACAGCAACAAUGUGCUGCACAAAUUCAUCGGCACGGCAAAUAUGCACACUACACAGCCCCCUCUACUUGUGAUGAACUUUGAGGACAGUUUCAACCAACAAGUAAGCAGCGAAUAA